Molecule: messenger RNA, 1070 nt
Organism: Alligator sinensis (Chinese alligator)
Lineage: Eukaryota; Metazoa; Chordata; Crocodylia; Alligatoridae
Gene: EIF2B1
Product: eukaryotic translation initiation factor 2B subunit alpha
Exons: 9
Coding region: 12-932 (306 amino acids)
Biological process (GO): translational initiation
Cellular component (GO): eukaryotic translation initiation factor 2B complex
Molecular function (GO): guanyl-nucleotide exchange factor activity; translation initiation factor activity
Source: RefSeq, a predicted model, not a curated record
GUCACAAGGGGAUGCGCGGAGCCAUGGACCGAGCAGCCCUGAUCGAAGCCUUCAAGGCGCAGACAAGGGAUGACCCGGACCUGGCCUCGGCCGUGGCCGCCAUCCGCGCCCUGCUCGAGUUCCUCAAGAGAGACACAGAGGAGACCAUGCAGGGCUUCCGCGCAAACCUCAAAAACGCCAUCGAAAUACUCUCGGGCGUCGACUCCUCAGUGGCCGUCUCCUCCGGGGGAGAGCUAUUUCUCCGGUUCAUCAGCCUCACUUCGCUGGAGUACACGGACUACUCCAAGUGCAAAGAGAUCAUGAUCGAGCGAGGGGAGAUCUUCCUCAGGAGAAUCUCUCUUUCCAGAAACAAAAUCGCGAAGCUCUGCCACCCGUUCAUCAAAGACGGUGCUCGAAUAUUAACCCAUGCCUAUUCAAGAGUGGUCCUCAGAGUGCUAGAAGCAGCUGCAGAGUCAAAGAAGCGUUUCAGAGUUUACGUUACAGAAUCACAGCCAGAUCAAGCAGGGCAAAAAAUGGCAAAGGCUCUCAGCAAGUUGAACGUUCCUGUUACCGUGAUUCUGGAUGCUGCUGUAGGUUACAUUAUGGAAAAAGUGGACCUGGUAAUAGUUGGUGCUGAAGGCGUAGUUGAAAAUGGAGGAAUCAUUAAUAAGAUUGGUACAAAUCAAAUGGCUGUGUGCACCAAGGCUCAGAAUAAGCCCUUUUAUGUCGUUGCUGAAAGUUUCAAGUUCGUAAGACUCUUCCCUCUAAAUCAACAGGAUGUCCCAGACAAAUUUAAGUACAAAGCAGACACCUUGAAAACAAGCCAAAAUCUAGCUGAGGAGCACCCAUGGAUUGACUACACUUCGCCAUCACUAAUUACAUUACUGUUUACAGACCUGGGAGUGUUAACUCCAUCAGCUGUCAGUGAUGAACUUAUUAAACUUUAUCUGUAAUGAAGAGGAUUCACUGUACAGAACCUGGGACUUUGGCUCCUCGGAACUAUAGCAUCUAUGAAGCUGCAGAUGUAAAGGAACGCUCAUCAAUCUGUGGCACUUGUGGCUUCUGAAUAAAAGGUUAUCUGUAGCCACAAA